This is a messenger RNA of Salarias fasciatus (jewelled blenny), 3116 nucleotides long. It is a transcript of the gene hnrnpd, whose product is annotated as heterogeneous nuclear ribonucleoprotein D. Gene Ontology annotation, cellular component: nucleoplasm; chromatin. Gene Ontology annotation, molecular function: RNA binding. Lineage: Eukaryota; Metazoa; Chordata; Actinopteri; Blenniiformes; Blenniidae. Gene Ontology annotation, biological process: regulation of gene expression. The record is from RefSeq and is a predicted model, not a curated record.
UUAAAACCAUAGAAGAAGAGCUGGCGGUGAUGGAAAACAAAACGACGUUUAGAAUUUCGCUCUCAAAUCGUCGCUUAUUUAUUUAAUUUUGCCAUUAUUUAACCACGUUCUGCCUGAGUUCAUCCCGACGCCACGCUCCCGGAGCAGCUCCCUGGCUUGAUUUGCGUUUCGGGCGUUUUAAUUGACAGAGUAACGCAUUAUACCCGCUGUUAGCCGGUUAGCUUAGCCUGUUUGACGUCGCUGUAAUUCGGAGCCGCUCAGCCUGAGAUCUCACCUCACGGACACCCAGAAACAUGUCGGACGAUUACGAGUUCACCGACGACCCGAGCAUGAUGAGGAUGGAGGAGGACGGGGAGGCGAACAGCGACGACCCCAUGUCAGCGGCGGGGGACGGCGGCCUGAGCGGGGGGGAGGCCGAGGGCUCCAGGAUCGAUGCCAGCAAGAACGAGGAGGACGAGGGGAAGAUGUUUGUGGGCGGGCUCAGCUGGGACACCACCAAGAAGGACCUGAAGGACUACUUCUCUAAGUUCGGCGAGGUGGUGGACUGCACGCUGAAGCUGGACCCCAUGACCGGCCGGUCCCGGGGCUUCGGCUUCGUGCUCUUCAAGGAGCCCGAGAGCGUGGAGAAGGUCGCCUCGCAGAAGGAGCACAAGCUCAACGGGAAGGUGAUCGACCCGAAGAAGGCCAAGGCCAUGAAGAGCAAGGAGCCGGUGAAGAAGAUCUUUGUGGGCGGUCUCUCUCCGGACACCCCGGAGGAGAAGGUCCGCGAGUACUUUGGUGCCUUCGGAGAGGUGGAGUCCAUCGAGCUGCCGAUGGAGAACAAAACCAACAAACGCCGAGGCUUCUGCUUCAUCACCUUCAAAGAGGAGGAGCCGGUCAAGCAGAUCAUGGAGAAGAAGUAUCACAACAUCGGCCUGAGCAAGUGUGAAAUAAAGGUGGCCAUGUCCAAGGAGCAGUACCAGCAGCAGCAGUACUGGGGGGGCCGGGGGGGCUACUCGUCCAGGUCCAGAGGAAGAGGCGGCGGUCCCAAUCAGAACUGGAACCAGGGUUACGGGAACUACUGGAACCAAGGCUAUGGGAACUACGGCAACUAUGGUUACGGUAACCAAGGUUACGGAGGCUACGGCGGCUACGACUACUCCGGUUACAACAACUAUUAUGGCUACGGCGACUACGACAAUCAAUCGGGCGGAUACGGGAAGUCUCCGCGGCGUGGUGGUCACACCAACAGCUACAAGCCGUACUAGCCCCUCCCCCCACCGCAGCAGGUACGCCUCCCCACACAGGCUCCGCCCACUCCACCCUUACCGUAGCUUUAUUUACUCUGUUUGGUAACUUUUUGGUAAAGGUCUUUUGACAGUAGUGGUAACAUGGAGGCUGCGGGGGCCGCCGCGUUAACCCUUUGCGGGGGCGGGGCAGGACAGCUCCGCCCACUGGGACGAUGAGUUCAUGAACAUCAGGGAAAAAUCAAAACAAACACAUCAGAACAAAUUUAAGCUGUAAAUCCUGAAUGAAGUGGUUUUAUUCCCUUCUGGAGCCGCUGAGAUGAUCAACAGCUGCUGGUUUUCACGGUCCUGACCUGAAACGCGUCGGCGGUCGAUGUUUCACAGUGAAGGGUUAACAGCCGGCCUCCCGCCGCCUCUUUUACAACCUUCUCCGUUUCUGUUUCUUUCUUUUUUUGUUUUGGUUUGUCUUAUUUUGAAAGUGUAAAGCUAACAGGUAAAGUACAAGUGUAAAGAGAGAGGAUGUUGCCGGGAAAAGCGAAGUGCUGUUGUCUCCUAACUCUGACAUACCUUGUUUGUACCUGCCAGCGGAGCUUCCUUGCAGGCCUGAGCUGAUCUCCCAGAUACUGUCAGGGCCGCUCAAUGCGGACCGGGUACGAGAAGCAUACGCUCUCGAAUGCCGCCAUUUGGUAUGGUCUUACAACAUCCUGUAUCAGCAUUUCUCAGAAAAGACAGAAAAAACUACUGAACAAAGCAGAAAACAAACGUCCAGCUUGGUCAUCUUUCUUUCCAUUUGUUUUUUAAUUUCUUUGCAACUGUCUGUAAUGUAAAAGUUAAAUUCUACACAUGUAAUUGUGAUUUUUUCCAGGCCCUUACUCCCCCACAAGUAACCUUUUUGUUAAAGCUGUAAAAGUUGGAUUAACUAUUUGCUCUUCGAAGGAAACGUACAGCUACAGCUUUCUCUGGACUUUCCCCACCUUAACGCACACACUGCACUGCUAAUCUUUAAUGUUAAUGCCUGUUUCUUCACUCAGUUCGUAUUCGGACUCUACUGUGUUGGGGGAUAAAGUGUCAACGUGUCCUGUUGUUGACAGCCGGGGAAAACAACAACAACAACAACAGCCAAAAACAAACAAUCACACCUUUUCUUAACAAAGGUUUCCUGUAAAACCAGAAGAAAUCACCACAUUUCCAGAAAUUUGCAUGUACUGUUUUCCUUUAAUGUGUAUCUAUUGAUUAAUUUUGAUUGGUUUUGGGUUGAUUUUGAUCAAUCUUAAGGUUUUCCUAUCUGACUUCAAGGAGUUAAACUGUAAAAGUUUCUUUUUUCCUUAUUCUUUUUGACUACAUUGGACAUUUAGGGGAUUCCUAUUGUGUGAGUGUGUGUGUGUGUGUGUCUGGGAGUGUUGUGUGGUUGUGUGUGGUGUGUGGAGGUGUGUAUAUGUGUGUGUGGUCUGACGGUGCUUCUCCCGGUUUGUUUCCUGCAGGUUUCAGAGCGACGGCAGCGGGCUGGGCGCUCUGGUGGAGCCGCAGAGACCAUGAACUCCAGCGAGGUCACUUAGCUCAGACCCCCCAGAACCUUAACCCCCCCCCAGAACCUUAACCCCCCCAGUACUUUAACCCCCUCCACACUCAGUGCCCCCCACCCCCUUCUUUUCUAUUUAAGCUUCUCUCUCGUGUCUUCGUUUCUCCCUCAUCGUGUUCAGAACAAACCACACGUUUUCAGCCCAGUUCAGUAGAAAAAGAUUUGUUUUUUUUGUUUUUCUUUUGGUUUUUGAUUGUUUUGUUUUUUUUAAUCCUGUUCUUCAUCAGUCAUAGAAAACAUGUCGUUACAGUCAGAAACUCAACGUACAGACGGUGUUCGGGACUUUAAAUAAAAAGGUGAUGCGCUCUCAU